CCUCAACUCAAAGAUCGUUUUGACCUCUCGGCCAGGCCAAGCCAAGCCCCUCCUCACUCUCCCCCAAAUCCCGCACGCACCGGCACGAAAUCCCGCCGCCGCGCCAUGGCCCCGCCGCCGCCGUCCCCGUCGCCGCCGCCUUCGAACCCCACCGACCCCUUCGCGCCGGAGCCGGAGCAGGAAGGGGAGGCGGCGGCGGCGCCGCCGCCGCCGCCGCCGCGAAACCCUAUUGUCCCCCGCGACCCGCCCUCGCCGGAGAUGGAGGCCACCGCGGAGGCGCUCACCCGCGAGGAGGUGCUGCGGCGGCGGCUGCGGCGGGCCAGGCGGCUCGCCGGCGUGUACCGGCGGCUCUACUGGACGCUCGGGGAGGAGCUGCGGGCGCGGCACCGGCAGUACGUCUGGGAGCUCGGGAGGAGCCCGCUCGAGGCCGAGCAGCCGCCGCCGCCGCCCUCCGCGUCCGGGGCGGGCGGGGAGCUGGUGGUGCGGCCGGCGUCCGCGGCGGUGCCGAGGCGGAAGAAGUGCGGGUUCGCCGGGUGCAAGGUGCGGGCCAUGGCCAUGGCCAGGUUCUGCCACUCCCACAUUCUUUCGGAUCCGAAGCAAGUGCUCUACAAGGGCUGCGCAUACAUCACCAAGAGUGGAGCACAACUUGGGCAAAUUACCUGUGGCAGGCCCAUACUGAAAGCUUCAGUUCCCUCACUUUGCAAUAUUCAUUUUCAAAAAUCUCAGAAGUUGAUUGCACAUGCGUACAAGAAGGUUGGAUUUAAUCGAUCCCCAAAUUUUGGUUUGUUGGUUGCUGAAUCUAUUCGUCAGAUCCAAGCCAAGCGGAGAGAACCGCCCAGUUAGCAGCAUGGAAGAUAUCCCUCAAAGAUGUGAAGGCUAACUGAGCUAUGUCACAAGAUCUAUAUAAUUGCACAAAGUUUAUAUAAUGCCAGGUAUUAGGAGGCUUACCAAAAGGCAUUGAUAACUUCAUCUGCCAGAAUGCUGCACUCACUCUUUCCUGAACGAAAUAAAAUGAAGGGACUUCUUGUAUAUGGCUUAGGGUUUUGGGUGCAUUGCUGGCAGAAUCAUGUGAUGGGAUUGAAAGACAGCUGCAGCCUGCAGAUGUCAAACACAUAGUUGAUUGGGUGGGUUAGUGGAGUAUCAACUAUGAGGAUGCACGAAUGAAAUUCCUUUGGACAGCAUCUUAUGGCUGAUAAAAUGCUUUAUCAUGAGUUCUCUGGGUUGCUGUUGCUGAUCGCCCACGAGGACUGCCAUUUGACUUUGCUAAUGUGUUGAAUCUUCAUCUACUCGUCCUUGACUUUCCUAUAUGUUCCUGCAUGAAGGUUUUUGAUAUAUUGGGAGGUUCAACACCGACUGCAGGAAUUUGAAUCAAUAGCUACUUGGUUCUUCAUAACAAGUUGCAAGGCAGUAUAGCCAUCACUCCUGAACAUGAUUUCACACAAACAGUCCAUAUGUUCCUUUGUCAUUGUUACUGGUGCAAUGGCUGUGCUAUUACCAGAAAUGUUCGUGGUGAAGUAAACAGCAUUUUCACUUUCACCAGGUGGUGAUAUCAUGCAUGCAUACACCUAGAUCCUUUCUCCAAGGAGCUGGAAGCAUGAUUUAAUUCAAAGUUUGCAUGAAUUCAAAGGGAUUGAGAGGAGAUUCCAUGCGCAUUUGAUGCUUGGCUGGUAUGCCCAGAGAUGUGUCGUAUGCCCAGAGAUGUGUCACAUGCUGAAGGAGCGGGUUUGUCAGGUCAUACUAUGUUGUAGCUGGAUGAUUGCUUUGUUACAGGGAUGCUGUGUCAAUAACAGUUUUAUACCACAUACCGAGGGACCCUGUUAAUAAGAUAUUGUGUGGUGAUAUUUAUUCAAGGAAUAUUCACCCUGUACCACAAGCAAAUUCCAUGGACCGAAAACUAUUGAACUUGGAUGUGGGUUAGCUUCUUGGCUACAAGACAUGAUGUGCAAGCACCUGUCAGGUACCGUGGAAUUAGGACAAGACAGAGAAUGUUGGGUGGCAGAUUCCUAGUGCUGGGAUCUAUACCAGAAUUGCUAGUGCAGGUUGUUUUUCUUUUUCUGCUGGAUUUUUAGUGUUGUAAAGCAAUUAUCAGAUGUAAAUGACUGUUUAUCGCUCGCUCGUGUUAAACUAUGUUUUGUACUUAUACUGUGAGUCUGCAAAUUACGUGCCCCGUUUCUUUACAUGGUUCUCUAGCAACGGCACGGGCAUGUUUUGCUCGGUUAAUAAACCACCAUCAUGCUGUAUGAGGAGAUCGAGCUAUGGAAAGUGGAGGGCUAUUACCAUUUUGUUACCA
This is a messenger RNA of Oryza brachyantha (malo sina), 2290 nucleotides long. Its product is annotated as inverted formin-2-like. Bases 106 to 843 code for a protein of 245 amino acids. Gene Ontology annotation, cellular component: NSL complex. The record is from RefSeq and is a predicted model, not a curated record. NCBI's taxonomy places the organism in Eukaryota, Viridiplantae, Streptophyta, Magnoliopsida, Poales, Poaceae. The transcript has 2 exons.